AUGCCAGAGCUUCUCGCCCAGCUAGUGCGCGAGGUGGAACGCGUGGUUACCGCGCCCUAUGCGCCUUCGUUACAGGACCUCAACGAGCUGGUUCACCAAAGAAGACAAUCAACAAUUAGCUCUUGGGCAAUCUCGAAGCCCUGUCAAGUCGGCUUGUUAGCCGAUGUUUUGGUCGAAGCCUUAUCGCGGUCACGCGUCGCUCUGCCUCUUAUCACUGUAUUUGCAUCUGCCUCGGCAUUUAGAGAUGCCUUGCUAGAGCGGAAUCCGGUACUUUUAGACGCGUUUCUGGAAAAAGCCGUGAGAGAUGAGGGCGUCGAGUACUCCUCGGCAUGCAUUGCUUUAUUAUCAUCGCCCCUACCAGCGGGUGUUGUUCCACCCGCCAGGAUAGCCCCCUUCAUCACGAAGUUGGUCGACACAAUGGCAGGGAAGCCCUGCAUUGAGACAAUAGCACCUAUUCACGCCCUGAUUUCCGGAAUCAGGGGCUCACCACGAAUAUUGGAUGAUAUUCCAUCCGACAUCAUGUCCAAUCUCCAGCUGGAGUUCACCAAGAUAUUGCGCAAUCUCGACGACCAUAUGGGCAACCUCUUGUGCCUGGCAACCUUUGCACAAAUAGCGACAGCACUAGACACAACAUCCCAGAACCAACACGGAUCAGAGAGCCCGACAUGGUUGCUCAACAUUAAACAUUUCUUUGGCCAGAAGCGCGGCCUCAAAACACUCGAUUUGGUUGUCUUGCGUGUCAUACUGGCUUGUUCGUCCAGUUGCAAUUUGGCACCGUCCGAGGCUGCUGAGAGUAUUCGGCUGGCAAUAUGCAUUGCUGAUGCCACUGGACCAGAGCAAAAAAGGGCUUGGAUAGCUGGUAAUUCUUCAAAGAUUGCCAAGCUGUGCGAGAAAGCUGCUAGAGAGGGUCUUGAAGGUGUAACGCGGACGAUGGUGAUCAUCUUCCUGCACACUCUUCUCCCGUCGCAUUCGCUGUCUUCUCAGCUAAGGGAUCUUGGCAUGGAUGUUCUUCUGUCCAAGGAUAGUCACGGGACGAUAGGAGUUAUACCCCCGACGUUGGUUUCACGUCUGGCAAAGUCUUUAGCGGAAUUGGGAGAAUCCACUGCCCGCCGACUCUUGAUCUUCACUCUUGAUGCCUUGAAAGGUAGCAAGUGGCCGGCAGCAGGAACUAUGGAAAUGCUGCACUUAGCAGACUUGGUAUUAGCAGGCCUACAUCAGACAACCAUACUUACAAGCGCUAAUACAUUAGUAACCCCUCUGGGGGAGGUUCUUGGGGAAAUGGUCGAGUAUUUUCUGCGCGAGCCAAGUGAAAGCCAAUGCAGCGGUCAGACGAUGUGCACAUCGCAGCUGUACUCAAUGCGGAACAGGCUAUUUCUCUCCUUGUUUGGGCUCUACGACAUGAUUUUCUCGGCACAUGACGGCAAGAUCAUGAAAUCCUUCCUAGCACGGGUGGCGAGAUCUGUUUUAAAAGCCGAUUGUGCCUUCUCGAGAACCAGUACGAAGGACUUCCGCGGAUUCUUCACUCUGCGCGACGGACGUGACCCCUCCAACCCCAUCAAUCGCGAUUGGCGCUCUGGGGUCACCGAGCUUUUCGUGAAAAAUGCACAGACCUCUCAGGAGACGAUGAUGAGAAAGAUUGAGGAUACGUGCUUUGAUCUCGAGCGCCGCUGUAAUGAUGUCGAAGGACCCUUGCGGGCUGCCGAGGCAGAGCGAGACAGAUAUGCCCAUGACAACGAGGAACUGAAAAGGCAAAAUGAAGAGUUGAAGACUCAAGUGAGACAAUCAUCUGAGUCUUUCACUGAACUUGGAUAUGAGAAUACACGCCUUGAACAACUCCUCCAGGAACACGUCGUGUACCGCGAGGAGUUGACAUCGUCUCUAGGCUCUGUCCAAGAAAAGCUUUGGGAGCUGCAGCAGAGCUCUGAGCAAGCCAUUCUGACAGAGAAAGAGAAGUCACGCUCUAAGGAGUUAGAGAUAAUAGCUAUUCUAACCGAGAAAGAAGAUCAGCUGGAAGAGCUUCAUGAGAAGAUUUGUGGCUUACAGACGAGGAAUGAAGAGGCACGCCAGGCUCUUGAUCAACUAACUUCUGAGAAGGCCACCUUGUCAGACCUAUCUACUUCUUUGAAGCAAGAGCUUGUCGACACUGUAAACACUCUGGAGCAGGCUAAGCUUCGUGCUGAUCAGACAGAGGAUGGCAUGCGAACUGAACUAGAAUCUUUGAAAUCAAGGGUGGCGGAACAGAAUAGUGAACUCGAAAGGCUCUCUUCUGCACUUCACAAAGCUGAUGGAUUACGGAGUGAUAUUGAGAGUUUGAACACAAAUCUUCAAGCCGAGGCCACCAGGGCCAUGUCUGAGAUUGCAAAGCACGAGACAGAGAAGUGCCGAUUGCAAACUGCUCUAAAGGCUGUCUUCCUUGAAGCAUCUAAAGCUGCCGAAUUGAAAGAGAAACGCAUACAGCACUUGGAAAGAAAGGUGCAAGCCUUGCGUGAUGAACGCGCCUCCAAGGCCCGUGAAUUCUCCGAAGCACAGCAACACAUCGGCCGAUUAAUGGGUGUAAUGGGCUUCUCUGCCAAUGCCCCUGGAACAAACGAACCCAAACACCAGCGCACCAGAUCCUCUAUGCACCCCACAACCCCUGCUGCAAGGGUCCCUCAACCAAUCAGCGACGACGAAGAUGGUACAAAACUAACAGAGUCGUUUGAAUCGAUGGCUUCCAAUCUGAACGAGCCUACACCGAAGCGACCAAGAAGCAACAGCAAGCCAACGAACGAAUCAGGAGUCCCAGUUAAUUCUUUCGCUGCAGGGCUGGGGCCUAAAACCAGAAGUCCACCGCCUACUAGCAGGGUGUCUCGCUCUAUGAGAAUGCCACUAUCCGAGGCUGACCCCAACAGCCUGACUAAGUCACAGUCGAGGAGUGUGUCGAAACGCAGUCAAGUUGAUGAACUCUCUCAGGAGCCGCAGGCUGGGCGGAAAUAUGAGGAGAAUCGACUUCAGGAUCUUAAUCUGGAUAUGGAUCUGGAAUUUUCGAGAGACUUUUUAUUCACUAGUACGGAUUUUACUAGGUCGGGCGAUCAGAUAGAUCAGUGA
Messenger RNA from Penicillium bovifimosum, 3087 nucleotides. RefSeq lists its product as uncharacterized. The coding region runs from base 1 to 3087 and encodes 1028 amino acids. NCBI's taxonomy places the organism in Eukaryota, Fungi, Ascomycota, Eurotiomycetes, Eurotiales, Aspergillaceae. The record is from RefSeq and is a predicted model, not a curated record. The transcript is spliced from 9 exons.